Molecule: messenger RNA, 519 nt
Organism: Striga asiatica
Lineage: Eukaryota; Viridiplantae; Streptophyta; Magnoliopsida; Lamiales; Orobanchaceae
Source: the annotation of a GenBank genome assembly
AUGACCAAUCUCACCGCCGCCGGUAACUCCACCUUCCCGCCGCCUUACCCGGCGGCGCACCACGAGAUCUCGACCCCGAACGCCGUUGCCUGCCUGGUGGCGCUCAUCACGGUCCCGAUGGUGGCCUACACCCUGUUCGUCGCCGUCCGGUGCUGCCGGAUCCCCGCCGCCGCCGCGGAUCCGGCAUCCGGACGAAAGACGCCGGAGAGGGUGGAGCUCGUCUGCGGCGUCAGGUUCCGGAAGGAAGGCGCCGCCGCGACAUCGGCGGAGGCGGCGGGGAUCAACGACCAGUGCCCGGUGUGCCUGUCGGCUUUCGCGGAGGGGGAGGAGAUUCGUCUGCUGGGCGCGUGCAGGCACGCGUUCCAUGAAGCGUGCGUGGAUAUGUGGCUGUACUCUCAUUCGAGCUGCCCUGUGUGCCGGGCAGCCGUACCGGUCAGACGGCCGAGGGUCAGGGCGCCGCCGGCCGGCGGGGAGGAGGACUUGCGGCAGGGCUUGCCUGAUGCUUCGGAUUUGAUUUGA